Necator americanus (New World hookworm) is the source of this 678-nucleotide messenger RNA. RefSeq lists its product as uncharacterized. Gene Ontology annotation, molecular function: nucleic acid binding. NCBI's taxonomy places the organism in Eukaryota, Metazoa, Nematoda, Chromadorea, Rhabditida, Ancylostomatidae. The transcript has a single exon. Gene Ontology annotation, biological process: DNA integration. The record is from RefSeq and is a predicted model, not a curated record. Bases 1 to 678 code for a protein of 225 amino acids.
AUGAUCGUCCAAGAAGCCCACACAGGACUCCACUGCGGCAUUGCGCAUACAACGGCAAACGUGAGGCAGAAUUAUUGGAUUCCAAAGUUGCGGCAGCUAACACGAAGUGUCAUCCGGAAGUGCCUCCCGUAUCAGGAGUUUAACAACUUUCCCUUCGUCUACCCCGACAUGCAGGAUGUUCCAGAAUGCAGAAUCCGAAGAACCCGACCAUUUGAGCACAUCGGGAUUGACUUUUUCGGACCACUAGCAGCCAAAGAGAACGUGGUUGCGAUAAAAGUUUAUGGCAUCAUCAUGACCUGUGCCACUACACACCUACUUCAUUUUGAACUGGCGGGAGACAUGUCAACAACGGCGGUGUUACACGCAUUGAGGAGAUUUUUUGCGCGAAGAGGAGUUCCAUCCAUGAUAAUCUCCGAUAACGGACCAUCGUUCCUGCUUGGGAACGAUAUUCUGAAGGCAGCCACUACCUCUAUUCCCAAUGACGUCUCGCUCGCGAAAACAAUGGCCACGAAAGGGAUUGUAUGGAAGACAAUAACGCCCUACGUUCCCUGGCAGGGAGCUUUUUACGAGAGACUUAUUAAAUCAGUGAAGCAAUCUCUUUACAAAACCACGUCUUGGAAAACGUCACGUCGAAUGGACACGUUUUGGACAAAGAAGUACUGGAAACGUUCCUUAUAG